Linum trigynum is the source of this 4454-nucleotide messenger RNA. The record is from the annotation of a GenBank genome assembly. Lineage: Eukaryota; Viridiplantae; Streptophyta; Magnoliopsida; Malpighiales; Linaceae.
UUAAACUUUCAUUUCACGACAGUCAACUCCCUUUCCAAAGGUAGAAAAAACAAAAAUCCAGAGAGAGCAGUGACUGAACCUGAAAUUUGCCCCACAAAGAAAGAAAAAAGCGGAUCUAUCGAACUUCGAGCACUCUCCCCUUUCUCCUUUUUUUUUUUUUUUUUGCCCCCGUCCUUUAUUACCUUUUUUUCCGCUUAACUGGAAAUCCGUUUGAUUGAUUUGAGAGCUUCAAGAAACGAAAUUCCCCAACUGAACUCUCCCUCCAUUUUCCAGCUCUUCCCAAUCUUCCAAAUUCCACCACUCUCUCACAUGCCGAAGAGCAGCGAUGAGGGUUCACCUACUGCUGCUACCACCGCUUCCUCGAUCCACAGCUCCAAGAAGGCAGAGGAGCUCCCGCCGGUCCUCAAGAAAUCCAAGACUUCAAUCUCCGACGACACUCAUUUCCCCGGUCCACUCUUCCCCGCCGUCCGCCGCUCUUCUUCCACUUCGUCCACCACCACUAAUUCUUCUUCUUCUUCUGCUGCUGCUUUCUCUCAUCAGCUCCGGCCUCAGCUCGCGGAUCUCCGCGUCUCCGUCGGGAGUAGCAACUCCGAUUCGCCUUCCACUUCUUCAGCUGCUUUCAGUAGCUUCGGUAGCAGUAGCGGCAAUGGUCCGGGAAGCUUCGGUAGCAGUAGCGCUUUUGCGGAUCGGGACUGGAUGUACCCGUCGUUUCUCGGCCCGCACGUGACUCGGAAUCGCGUCACGGUGAAAGGCCGGCGGGGCGGCGGCGUCAGCGGCGGCGGCGGGGUGCAGGGGAGUAAAGUGGCGGAGGUGGAUCAGCAAGUAAUUGCUGCUCGCUCCGGUAGCAGUAGUAGUAGUGGGUUGAGGGAGGGAAGGGGAGAGAGUAACAGUAAAUUGAAGGUAGAAAGUAAAAAGAACGCCGCGGCGGCGAGUCGAGUUUUGGUGGCUCAGCCGAGUUCAGCGACUCAGCCUGAAAUACGGAGGACUCGUGUGUCGAAGCAGCAUUCGUUCAGCUAUUACUUGCUCCUGUUCACUUGUACAUUGUCAAUGUCUUAUUCAAUUCACCUGCGGAAUGAACUCGGGAGGAUAGAGGCAGAGAAUUUUAACCUCCGGAAAGGGUGUAGGGACAAAGGUGGUGUAGGUAAUGGCGGCGUCGAAGUUUUGCAGCAGGCUGAAGAUAGCUUGUUUAGUUUCGGAAGUGCUGACAGUAGAACUCUUGCUUUGUACAUUGUGAUAGUCACUCUUCUUAUGCCAUUUGCUUUCUACAAAUACAUCGAUCAUCUUCCACAGAUAAAGACAAUGUCUAAAAGAUUGGAGAAUAGUAACAAGGAAGGGGUUCCUUUGAAAAAAAGAAUCGCUUACAGGGUGGAUGUGUGUUUCUCUAUUUAUCCCUAUGCAAAGCUGCUUGCUCUCCUAUUUGCAACCAUCUUUCUCAUAGGUUUUGGUGGGUUGGCAUUGUAUGCGGUCAGUGAUGGUAGCUUGACCGAAGCUCUUUGGCUAUCAUGGACAUUUGUAGCUGAUUCAGGGAAUCAUGCUGAUAGGACUGGUACUGGGCCAAGGAUAGUUUCUGUCUCUAUAAGCUCUGGGGGCAUGCUGAUUUUUGCCAUGAUGCUUGGACUUGUCUCGGAUGCUAUUUCAGAAAAGGUGGAUUCUCUUAGGAAAGGGAAAAGUGAAGUCAUUGAAAGAGAUCAUAUAUUAGUUCUUGGAUGGAGUGACAAGUUGGGUUCACUUCUGAAGCAACUGGCCAUUGCGAACAAGAGCGUUGGGGGAGGUGUUGUGGUUGUGUUAGCUGAAAGGGACAAGGAAGAAAUGGAGAUGGAUAUAGCUAAACUGGAAUUUGACUUCAUGGGCACAUCAGUUAUAUGUAGAAGCGGCAGUCCUCUUAUCCUUGCUGACUUGAAGAAAGUUUCAGUGUCAAAGGCCAAAGCAAUAAUUGUAUUAGCAUCGGAUGAAAAUGCAGAUCAGAGUGAUGCGCGUGCAUUGAGGGUUGUGCUCAGCCUGACAGGAGUUAGGGAGGGUUUGAGAGGUCAUGUUGUUGUAGAGAUGAGUGACCUUGACAAUGAACCUCUAGUGAAGCUUGUUGGAGGGGACCUGAUUGAAACAGUUGUUGCUCACGAUGUCAUUGGCCGUUUGAUGAUCCAGUGUGCUUUGCAACCUGGCCUUGCACAGAUUUGGGAAGAUAUUUUAGGGUUUGAGAAUGCAGAAUUUUAUAUCAAACGAUGGCCCCAGCUUGAUGGUAUGUCAUUCGAGGACGUGCUUAUUUCAUUCCCUGAUGCAAUUCCUUGUGGAGUUAAGGUUGCUGCCGAAGGUGGGAAGAUAAACAUAAAUCCAGAUGAUAACUAUGUGUUGCGAGAAGGAGAUGAAAUCCUAGUCAUCGCUGAGGAUGAUGACACGUAUGCUCCAGGUCCUAUUCCAGAGGUGCGUAGAGGGUCCUUCCCAAAGAUACCUGACCCUCCAAAAUAUCCUGAAAAGAUACUGUUCUGUGGUUGGCGCCGAGACAUCGAUGAUAUGAUUAUGGUUCUAGAGGCAUUCCUGGCUCCAGGUUCGGAACUAUGGAUGUUCAACGAGGUCCAUGAGAAGGAAAGAGAAAAGAAGCUGAUUGAUGGUGGACUGGACAUUUCUGGACUAGAGAACAUCAAACUUGUUCACCGUGAAGGGAAUGCUGUUAUUAGAAGGCAUCUGGAGAGCCUUCCACUAGAGACUUUUGAUUCUAUAUUAAUUCUUGCAGAUGAGUCAUUGGAGGACUCCAUUGUUCAGUCUGACUCGAGAUCUCUUGCGACCCUUCUCCUCAUCCGAGAUAUACAGUCGAAGCGCCUUCCAUAUAAAGACAGAAAGUCAACAUCGUUCCGGCUUUCUGGGUUCUCUCACAGCUCUUGGAUUCGGGAAAUGCAGCAAGCUUCCGACAAGUCCAUCAUCAUAAGCGAAAUCCUGGAUUCCAGGACUAGAAACUUGGUAUCGGUUUCCAGAAUCAGCGACUACGUGCUGUCGAAUGAGCUUGUCAGCAUGGCUCUGGCAAUGGUAGCUGAAGACAAGCAAAUCAACCGUGUUCUGGAAGAACUAUUCGCCGAGGAGGGGAACGAGAUGUGCAUAAAGCCAGCAGAGUUCUACCUGUACGACCAGGAGGAGGUCUGCUUCUACGAGAUCAUGGUCAGGGGCCGGCAGAGGAACGAGAUAGUGAUCGGUUAUCGGCUGGCUCAGGCUGAGCGCGCCAUAAUGAACCCUCAGGGGAAGUCGGAGCCAAGGAAGUGGUCCGUCGAUGAUGUCUUUGUUGUCAUCUCCCUGGGUGAAUGAACCAACAAUGCUGGGAUCCAAGCAUUAGCAUUAGCAUUAGCAGAGGAGAUGAUGACGAAGAAGAUGGUGGUUGCAGUACGACGCCUUCCUGCCUUGUACUCCACGUUAUAGAACUAGAUUCCGAUGUAUCGACGUGAAAUCAACCUCGAGUUUAGCUCGAAUCAAAAAUGAGUCAAAGUUUUUAUUAAACAAGCCGAGAUUGAGUUUGAACUCGACUCGUUUAUUAACAAAUUGAAGCCAAACCAUGUCAAAACUAGGCUCAACUCGUCUCAAUUGCCGUCGUAUUAGAGCAAAACAUUGAAACUUAUCAGCCGGUUUCGGCUGGGCCGGACGACAACUUUGAAGCCACAUCACCUUUACACAUCAACUUGAAGCCAGUUCAUCGACAAGUUUUUAACACUCAACAACGAUAGACUCUGCUAAAGUGUAAACUGUUUGCUAUUAUCUUCCGAUUUUCUUCUAACAACAUUGAGAAAAUAAAAAUAUUUGGACUGGAUCAAAACCGAGUCAAACGCUCUUACGGCAGCUCAAGCCCAAGCCCACAAUAUUGGACAAUUCUAUAGUCGCAGCGUAAGAUGACGAUGGCGGUUUCUUGCGGGAAUAUAAAUACUUUGAUCCGCGCCAAUUUCGCGAGGGAUUGGGAUUUGCAAUUUCGCAUAAAGCUCUUUCUUCUUUUCGCAUAAAGCUCUCUGGUCACAGCCGCGGCCAUGGACAACGGCAAGAAGCCUGUAUUCCUAUCGGCAGCCGAGAGGGAGAAGUUAGCGAGCGAUCCAGCGCUGACAAGAGGAAAACGAUCUGCAGAAGAAGCGCCGGGAACAGCUUCUCUCGCCGAAGCGAACAGCCUGAAGCCAUUCUCUGCCGGCUCCGACCGCCGCCCGCUAUCGAGGCGGAGAUAGAGACCGCGAAAGAGAUGGAGACCGAGAUUGCGAUUGAGAAACGAUAUGAUACUGACGUUGAGCCGGUCAAGCAAGCCCUCGAGUAGAGCUCGUUUAAUGAGCCCGACUCAAAUACGAGCCAAAGUUUUAGUAAACGAGUCCAACUCGAGUUCGACUCAAUUAUUAACAAACUGAGCUCAAAUUAUGUCAAAACUCGCUCGACGCCCGUAACUGGAGGUAAGAUUAGAAGAAAAAGCUAGUGUCAUGCAAUAAACAACGAGUAACACG